AUGAAUGAAUACAAUUUAAGGAUUGAUUUAAAAGAUUGUGCAAAAUAUAAUAAUCUUGAUGCAUUUUUAGUUUAUUUAGAUUUUGGCAAAUACUUUGUUUAUUCACUGAUAUUUAAUAUUCCAUCCCUUUUCGAAUACUUCCUUUCACACGGUGUAAGCAUCAAUGAAAAAAAUGAAGAUGGAGCUACAGCUCUUCAUAAUACAGCACAAAAUAACAGCUUAGAAAUAGCUGAACUUCUUAUUUUGCAUGGUGCAAAUAUUAAUGAAAAAGAUUAUUAUGGAGAAACUGCUCUUCUUAUAGCCACAUUUUAUAACAGUAAAGAAAUAACUGAACUUCUUAUUUCACAUGGUGCAAAUAUCAAUGAAAAAGAUGGAAAAGGAUCUACCGCUCUUCAUUAUACAGCACAAAAUAACAGCUUAGAAACAGCUGAACUUCUUAUUUUACAUGGUGCCAAUAUCAAUGAAAAAGAUGAAAUGGUUGUACUGCUCUCUAUUUUGCAGCAGAAAAUAAUUGUAAAGAAGCAGCUGAAAUUCUUAUUUCACAUGGUGCAAAUCUCAAUGAAAGAGAUAAAAAAGGGCAAACCCCUCUUCAUCUUGCAGCAUGUAAUAAUAGAAAAGAAACAGUUGAACUUCUUAUUUCACAUGGUGCAAAAGUUCCUACAUAAGACGCUUUCUUUUCAUAUUAAAGAGUGA
This is a messenger RNA of Trichomonas vaginalis G3, 693 nucleotides long. Its product is annotated as proteasome regulatory particle assembly. The record is from RefSeq and is a predicted model, not a curated record. Gene Ontology annotation, molecular function: protein binding. NCBI's taxonomy places the organism in Eukaryota, Parabasalia, Trichomonadida, Trichomonadidae. Bases 1 to 693 code for a protein of 230 amino acids. The transcript has a single exon.